AUGGCUCCUCAUGCUAUUAACAGCCCCAAGAAGAAGAGGUCAAAGCACAAAGGCUCAGAUGCUUCUGGCAGGGCAGCAUACCACUUGUUUCUCUUGGCCUUGCUAAAGCUAAAGAUGGUGCUCUACAAUGUUCCAGCUGCCCCAAUACAGGGAAAAGAGGCUUCAGAACCAGCUCGUAAAGAACAGAAGGGUCAUUCAAAGGUCAGGCAUGUAGUUUCUUUGCCUUAUAGUUCACUUACUAUUACCAAUGGUCCUGCAAGCAUUGAUAACACAGGUUCUGGUUUUUCAAUAUACCAACCUGGUGGAAGUCUUUAUGAGGCUAACAAUUCACAUAUUGCUAUUGGCUUGAAGGCUGUCAAGAAGCAUGCUAUGAAAGUAGCUCAUGAUCCAAACCCACAUAAUAUUGUACUGCCACUCACCACCUUCAUGGAACAAAACUUGGAUCUGGCCCUUUUUGAGGAGAAUAAUAAUGUCAGUAGAUCCAAAGGCAGCAGCACCAACAACAGUAAUGAUGAGGACGAGGAUGAGCAUACCAAUGAGAAUGAGUAUUAA
Messenger RNA from Suillus plorans, 552 nucleotides. RefSeq lists its product as uncharacterized. Bases 1 to 552 code for a protein of 183 amino acids. The transcript is spliced from 6 exons. The record is from RefSeq and is a predicted model, not a curated record. Lineage: Eukaryota; Fungi; Basidiomycota; Agaricomycetes; Boletales; Suillaceae.